AUCUCUUUCACCUGAAUUAAGCUAGAAAAAAGAAGAACAUCACGCUUUAGUAAAGACCAAACAAAAUUCCUCACAGUUUAAAAUUUGUUUCUCGCUCGGAAGGAUUAAAUUGAGUGUGCUGCAGACGAAAAAUAUUUUUCAAGAUGAUGCGAGGUGACAAAAAGUGGCCACCUGAACGAACAAGACAGCAGAUGCUUGAAGACGAAGAAACAGAAAGGAAAAUGGCACAAGGUCCAUCUUUUCGACCUAAGAAGGCUCAAAAGGAUUAUUCACAGUUCUUUGAUCAACAUAAGCUGAACGCAUCAUUCCCUGGAUACAAGGCGGCUCCCGGAACUCAAUACUUCAGAACGGAAUACUCUACAAGCACUCAGUUUAACGGAAGCAAUAAUUCAAAUUCUGAAUAAUUGCAUAAACGUGAUACUUGAUUGCUUUUACUCCGUUUGUUUUCCCGGUACCAUAUUUCUUAUGUUUUCCAAAGCAUGCGCUCAAAUACAUUUUCCACAUCGCAAUGAUUUUGCUACUCACGUUUUAUUCAAAGGAGAGAAGUGUAUGAUAAAAAUGAGAGCCGUGGAGUUAUGAUAACAAAAAAAAAGUGAAGAAAAGAAUGAGCACGAUGUGGCAUCAUUGUGUGUGGCAAAGGAUUUUAAUAUUAAAAAAUUGUAAAUAAGAAAUUAUAAUAAAUUUUACUUGAACCUGUUGA
Messenger RNA from Clunio marinus, 700 nucleotides. The record is from the annotation of a GenBank genome assembly. Lineage: Eukaryota; Metazoa; Arthropoda; Insecta; Diptera; Chironomidae.